Molecule: messenger RNA, 2759 nt
Organism: Halichondria panicea
Lineage: Eukaryota; Metazoa; Porifera; Demospongiae; Suberitida; Halichondriidae
Product: ribonucleoside-diphosphate reductase large subunit-like
Exons: 12
Coding region: 111-2516 (801 amino acids)
Biological process (GO): deoxyribonucleotide biosynthetic process; DNA replication
Cellular component (GO): ribonucleoside-diphosphate reductase complex
Molecular function (GO): ATP binding; ribonucleoside-diphosphate reductase activity, thioredoxin disulfide as acceptor
Source: RefSeq, a predicted model, not a curated record
UUUAGCGGGCUUUUCUAUCACACCUAUCAUAUCGCAGUCUACAAACUCUAUCUCUAUCUUCUGCGCCUUUAGAGUCUCCCUUUCUCACAAUUGAGCUGCUGCACGUACCCAUGGCCUCCAAAAUCUUUGUUAUUAAGAGAGAUGGCCGUAGUGAGACGGUUAUGUUUGACAAGAUUACCUCACGUAUCAGCAAGUUGUGCUACGGCCUGAGCAAGGACUUCAUCGAGCCGGCUGAGAUAACGAUGAAGGUCAUUGCUGGUGUGUACCCUGGUGUCACUACGGUGGAACUGGACACUCUUGCAGCUGAGACGGCUGCCUCCAUGACCACCAAACAUCCCGACUAUGCCAUUCUUGCUGCUAGGAUUGCCGUCUCGAAUCUGCACAAGGAGACAAAGAAGCUGUUCAGUGCUGUCAUGGAGGAUCUCUUCAAUUAUGAGCACCCAGUUACCAAAAAACCCUCACCGAAGAUCUCCAAGGAAACAUAUGACAUCAUAAAGAAAAAUGCAGAUUUUCUCAAUUCGUCCAUCAUCUAUGACCGUGACUUUAACUAUCAGUACUUUGGUUUCAAGACUCUGGAGAGAUCUUAUUUGCUCAGAAUCAACGGGAAAGUGGCCGAGCGUCCCCAGCACAUGCUCAUGAGGGUUGCCGUGGGGAUACACGGAGAAAACUUGGAAUCUGUUGUUGAGACGUACAACCUGAUGUCGGGACGUUGGUUUACCCACGCCUCUCCCACCCUGUUCAACGCAGGGACCUGUCGACCUCAACUUUCCUCUUGUUUCCUCAUCUGCAUGAAGGAUGACAGUAUUGAUGGGAUCUACGACACUCUCAAGACCUGUGCCAACAUCUCCAAGUCUGCCGGUGGGAUUGGCAUUGCUACAAGCUGCAUUCGCGCCUCUGGGAGCUACAUUGCUGGGACAAACGGGACGUCCAAUGGGCUUGUUCCGAUGCUUCGAGUCUACAACAAUACGGCGCGGUAUGUUGAUCAAGGAGGGAACAAGAGACCAGGAGCAUUUGCUGUCUACCUGGAGCCUUGGCACGCUGAUAUCUUUGAUUUCCUGGAACUUAAGAAAAACCACGGAGCAGAAGAGAAGAGGGCGCGUGACCUGUUCUAUGCAAUGUGGGUGCCAGAUUUGUUCAUGGAGAGAGUGAAGCAAGACACUACCUGGUCUCUCAUGUGCCCUCACGAGUGCCCCGGCCUCGCCGACACCUGGGGAGACGAGUUUAAGGCUUUGUACGAGAAAUACGAGAAAGAAGGACGGGCAAGGAAGACGGUCAACGCUCAUCAGCUCUGGUUUGCUAUUCUACAGUCACAGACUGAGACUGGCACUCCGUACAUGCUCUACAAGGAUGCAUGCAACAGGAAGAGCAAUCAGAAGAACCUCGGCACCAUCAAGUGUAGCAACCUGUGCACUGAGAUUAUCGAGUACACCUCACCUGAUGAAGUGGCCGUAUGCAACCUGGCCUCAAUUGCUCUCAAUCGUUUCGUCACUCCUGAGCGGACAUUCGACUUCAAAAAUCUCUUCGAAGUCACCAAAGUUGUCACAAGGAACCUGAAUCGCAUCAUUGACAUCAAUUUCUACCCAGUACCCGAGGCUCGUGUGUCGAAUAUGCGGCAUCGACCCAUUGGCGUUGGUGUUCAGGGUCUUGCCGAUGCUUUCAUCCUGAUGAGAUUCCCGUUUGACAGCCCUGAGGCAAAGCUACUCAACCGACAGGCAUUCGAGACUAUCUACUACGCUGCCCUGACCGCCUCCUGCGAGUUGGCUGAGAGGGACGGGCCGUACGAGACGUACCAAGGUUCCCCUGUGAGCGAGGGUAUACUGCAAUACGACAUGUGGGGAGUCACACCCACUGAUCUGUGGGACUGGGCCGCAAUCAAGGAAAAGAUCUCUCAGCAUGGUAUCCGCAACAGCCUCCUCCUUGCCCCAAUGCCCACUGCAUCCACUGCUCAGAUCUUGGGCAACAACGAGUCAUUUGAACCGUACACAAGCAACAUCUACUCUCGCCGUGUUCUCUCGGGAGAGUUCCAAGUGGUCAACCACCACCUGCUCAAGGACCUAACAGAGAGAGGACUCUGGGAUGAGACCAUGAAGCAGAGGCUCAUCGCAAACAAUGGAUCCAUUCAGAAAAUUGAUGAGAUACCGUCGGACCUCAAGCAGCUGUACAGGACUGUGUGGGAGAUCUCCCAGCGUACGCUCAUCGACAUGGCUGCCGACAGAGGCGCCUAUAUUGACCAGAGUCAGUCCUUCAAUGUACACAUGGCGGAGGCCAACUUUGGCAAGCUGACAAGCAUGCACUUCUAUGCCUGGGAAAAGGGUCUCAAGACUGGCAUGUACUAUCUCCGCACUAAGGCAGCUGCUAAUGCCAUCCAGUUCACCAUCGACCAGACAAUGGUCAACAAGGCUGAGCAGGCAAAGAGUGGAGACUCCUCUCCAGAGAAGAAUGACAAAGAGUACCAGGAGAAGGCAAUGGCUUGCUCAAUACAGAACAGAGAAGCCUGUCUCAUGUGCUCUGCAUGAUCAACUACACUCUCAUCAUGUGACUGAACUUUGAACUCAUUGUGAACCCAUGCAAUACGAUUAUGAUCUAGUGAUAGCUGUUAUUAUAUUUAUGCUACAUUCUGUUUUAAUUUCCACUCCCAGUUUUCGUUGUGUAUACACUGCCGUGUUGUUUCACUUACCAUAAUACGUACAUGUGUAUAUAUCGUAUCAUAAUAUUAUUAUAUACUGUAGAAUAAUAAUUAUGCUCUGCAUGCAUCAUGA